Anolis carolinensis (green anole) is the source of this 4058-nucleotide messenger RNA. Its product is annotated as zinc finger protein 135-like. NCBI's taxonomy places the organism in Eukaryota, Metazoa, Chordata, Lepidosauria, Squamata, Anolidae. Gene Ontology annotation, biological process: regulation of gene expression. The record is from RefSeq and is a predicted model, not a curated record. Gene Ontology annotation, cellular component: nucleus. The coding region runs from base 1 to 1215 and encodes 404 amino acids. The transcript is spliced from 3 exons.
AUGAAGUGUGCAGCUGGCACCCCAUACGUCAUGCAGCCUGAGAUUGAGCAUGUUUUGAAACCAGGCCGGGCCUCAAAGAUCCAGCACGCUUUCCGGAACCGCCGAGACCACGUCUGUCGGGAGAACGUGAUCACCUCUUCCAAGCAGGGCCUGUGCGUGAGAAUAUGGAUGUAUGGGUCUGCGUGUGGUGAACCCAGUGCUGUGAGUAAUCAGAAAGGGAAAAACAAGAAUCAAGUGUCCUUAUUGGAAUUAAAUGUACAUAGCACUGUUGACAGGGAGGAGAAAGCAUAUAAAUGUAUCGAAUGUGGAAAGAGCUUCUCUCAUAAUUCAAAUCUACAUAGACAUCAAAGGACUCACACUGGGGAGAAACCCUAUAACUGCCUGGAGUGUGGACAGAGCUUCACUCAGAAGGCACACUUACAUACACAUCAAAGGACUCACACUGGGGAGAAACCCUAUAACUGCCUGGAGUGUGGACAGAUCUUCGUUCGUAGUUCAGGACUACGUUCACAUCAAAGGACUCACACUGGGGAGAAACCCUAUAAAUGCCUGGAGUGUGGACAGAGCUUCGCUGAUAGUUCAGCACUACGUAGACAUCAAAGGACUCACACUGGGGAGAAACCCUAUAACUGCCUGGAGUGUGGACAGAGCUUUUCUCAUAGUACAGGACUACGUUCACAUCAAAGGACUCACAUUGGGGAGAAACCCUAUAACUGCCUGGAGUGUGGACAGAGCUUCUCUCAUAAUUCAAAUCUAUAUAGACAUCAAAGGACUCACACUGGGGAGAAACCCUAUAACUGCCUGGAGUGUGGACAGAGCUUUCCUCAGAAGGGACACUUACAUAGACAUCAAAGGACUCACACUGGGGAGAAACCCUAUAACUGCCUGGAGUGUGGACAGAGCUUCACUCAGAAGGCACACUUACAUACACAUCAAAGGACUCACACUGGGGAGAAACCCUAUAACUGCCUGGAGUGUGGACAGAGCUUCGCUCGUAGUUCAGGACUACGUUCACAUCAAAGGACUCACACUGGGGAGAAACCCUAUAAAUGCCUGGAGUGUGGACAGAGCUUUGCUCAUAGUUCAGGUCUACGUUCACAUCAAAAGACUCACACUGGGGAGAAACCCUGUAAAUGCCUGGAGUGUGGACGGAGCUUUACUCAGGGGGGACAUUUACGUUCACAUGAAAGGAUUCACACUGGGGAGAAACCCUAAAACUGCCUGGAGUGUGGACAGAGCUUUGCUCAUAGUUCAGUACUACGUUCACAUAAAAGGACUCACACUGGGGAGAAACCCUAUAACUGCCUGGAGUGUGGACAGAGCUUCACUCGUAGUUCAGGCCUACGUUCACAUCAAAGGACUCACACUGGAGAGAAACCUUAUAACUGCCUGGAGUGUGGACAGAGCUUUACUCAUAGUACAGGACUACGUUCACAUCAAAGGACUCACAUUGGGGAGAAACCCUAUAACUGCCUGGAGUGUGGACAGAGCUUCUCUCAUAAUUCAAAUCUAUAUAGACAUCAAAGGACUCACACUGGGGAGAAACCCUAUAACUGCGUGGAGUGUGGACAGAGCUUUCCUCAGAAGGGACACUUACAUAGACAUCAAAGGACUCACACUGGGGAGAAACCCUAUAACUGCCUGGAGUAUGGACAGAGCUUCACUCGUAGUUCAGGCCUACGUUCACAUCAAAGGACUCACACUGGGGAGAAACCCUAUAACUGCCUGGAGUGUGGACAGAGCUUCACUCGUAGUUCAGGCCUACGUUCACAUCAAAGGACUCACACUGGGGAGAAACCCUAUAACUGCCUGGAGUGUGGACAGAGCUUCACUCGUAGUUCAGUACUACGUUCACAUCAAAGGACUCACACUGGGGAGAAACCCUAUAACUGCCUGGAGUGUGGACAGAGCUUCACUCGUAGUUCAGGCCUACGUUCACAUCAAAGGACUCACACUGGGGAGAAACCCUAUAACUGCCUGGAGUGUGGACAGAGCUUCGCUCGUAGUUCACGACUACGUUCACAUCAAAGGACUCACACUGGGGAGAAACCCUAUAACUGCCUGGAGUGUGGACAGAGCUUUCCUCAGAAGGGACACUUACAUACACAUCAAAGAACUCACACUGGGGAGAAACCCUAUAACUGCCUGGAGUGUGGGCAGAGCUUUACUCUGAAGGGAAACUUACAUAGACAUCAAAGGACUCAUGCUGGUGAGAAACCCUAUAAAUGCCUGGAGUGUGGACAGAGCUUCGCUGAUAGUUCAGCACUACGUAGACAUCAAAGGACUCACACUGGGGAGAAACCCUAUAACUGCCUGGAGUGUGGGCAGAGCUUUACUCAGGGGGCACAUUUACGUUCACAUCAAAGGACUCACACUGGGGAGAAACCCUAUAAAUGCCUGGAGUGUGGACAGAGCUUUGCUCAUAGUUCAGGUCUACGUUCACAUCAAAAGACUCACACUGGGGAGAAACCCUGUAAAUGCCUGGAGUGUGGACGGAGCUUUACUCAGGGGGGACAUUUACGUUCACAUGAAAGGAUUCACACUGGGGAGAAACCCUAAAACUGCCUGGAGUGUGGACAGAGCUUUGCUCAUAGUUCAGUACUACGUUCACAUAAAAGGACUCACACUGGGGAGAAACCCUAUAACUGCCUGGAGUGUGGACAGAGCUUCACUCGUAGUUCAGGCCUACGUUCACAUCAAAGGACUCACACUGGAGAGAAACCUUAUAACUGCCUGGAGUGUGGACAGAGCUUCGCUCGUAGUUCAGGACUACGUUCACAUCAAAGGACUCACACUGGGGAGAAACCCUAUAACUGCCUGGAGUGUGGACAGAGCUUUCCUCAGAAGGGACACAUACAUACACAUCAAAGAACUCACACUGGGGAGAAACCCUAUAACUGCCUGGAGUGUGGACAGAGCUUUGCUUGUAGUUCAGGACUAUGUUCACAUCAAAGGACCCACACUGGGGAGAAACCCUAAAACUGCCUGGAGUGUGGACAGAGCAUUGCUCAUAGUUCAGGACUACGUUCACAUCAAUGGACUCACACUGGGGAGAAACCCUAUAACUGCCUGGAGUGUGAACAGAGCUUCACUCAAAAGGGAAGGUUGCAUACACGUCAAAGGAUUCACACUGGGGAGAAACCCUAUACGUGCCUGGAGUGUGGGCAGAGCUUCACACAUAGUUCAGGCCUACGUUCACAUUAAAGGACUCACACUGAGGAGAAACCCUAUAACUGCCUGGAGUGUGGACAGAGCUGAAUUUAUCCAGUGUUCGAUGUCAGAGUCAUUGAUAUUCAAGUCCUCUUUCCAUAUCUCGGCCAAUGUUUGUUUCAGUUUAUAUUGUUUUUCAAUUAAUUUCUUAUGUAUAAAACCCAUCAGGCCUUUCUCCUUUUCUAAUUUCCAUUUUGAAAUUUGGUCAAAAUCUGUUUCUGGAUCUUCCUUUUUCUUCCAAUUCAUAAUCCUUUAUUUCAGUCCAUUCCAAAGAAGCCAGUUACUUUGACCACAAAUGUCUUUUAUCAUUUCCCAAACCUUAGUUGUCCAAUCUGGGUUUGAGAAGUCUCUUAUUAAUUUCAUUCCAUUUUGUUUUAAAUUUGUUAAUUUACCAAAUAUCUAUUCCUUUUCAUUGUCUAUAAACCCUAUUGGGAAUAUAUCUACUGUAUUUAUUGGUAAUUUACCUUGCCAUUUUUCCCAGCACGCCAUGGAUGAGAUCAUUGGUCCUCCUUUGAUUUCUUUUAGAGUUUAUUGUCCACCCAUCCUUUUAAACACAGGCAAUUGUGCCAUCCGUUAAUUGUUUUUUUCAAUUCUGACCCAUCUUCUUGAGUCAUCAAAAUCUAAUUCUAACAAUCUUGUUAAUUCGCAGGCUUCAUAAUAGUCUUGUAGAUUAGGUGCCCCCCAUCCUCCGUUUUGUUCUGAGGAGUAGAAUACUGAAUUGGGAAUUCUGGUUUUAUUUCCUCCUGCUAUCCAAGUUUUUAUUGAAUUGUCCCAUUUCUUAAUUACUUUACUGGGGAUACUAUAUGGAAGGACUUGGAACAGGAAUAAAAAUUUGGGGAGAACCAUCA